GCACCGACAGAGCAGCACCAGGGCGGCCGGCGAGCCCCAGCCGAGGUGACGGUGGGUGUAAUUCGGUGCUUUUCCGUGCAAUUGGGCACUGGGCCUCGCCGCGGCCAUGCCGCCUGCGCGCCGGGAGCAGCCGGGGCCGCGCGCAGAGCCCCGUGGCCACUGACCUGCCAUGCCAGCCAAGACGCCCGCCUGCCCACAGCCCUCUCCACCGCGCAGGGGCCGCCGGCCGCACCGGCGCGACGCGCUCUCGGGCGAGAUGAUCAGCCCGCCGCUGGGCGACUUUCGGCACAGCGCCCACAUCGGGCCGGACGGUGCCGGGGACAUGUUCGGGGAGCUCUCCUUCCUGCAGGGCCGCUACGACCUGCUGCCCGGGCCGGGCUGGCGGCGGGCGGCCGCAGGGCGCUGUCCGCCGCUGCUGAAGAGCACCGCGUCUCUGCCCGUCUUUGGGGCAGCCCCGGCACCAGCGCCCCCCAAGCCGCCCCGGCUGCACCUGGAGGAGCCGGCGGGCACCCAGGGGCUCCGCCUGGCAGGGCUGCCCUGCUCCGUCUCCUUCCCCGGGCCCCCAGCCCAGGGCCCCGACCCCCUGGAGCGGCCCCCCGGAGCAGCCCCCGGUGGCCCCCGGCCCCGCUCCGAGUCUCUGCUGGGCUUCGACCUGGACCUGGGGCCCUCCAUCCUCGACGACGUGCUGCGCAUCAUGGACGGCUACAAGCUGCCCCCCACCGAGGCCCUAUAGAGCCGCCACAGGCACGCGCGGCUCUGGCUGGGCGACCUCUGGGACCACUCGGGGUGGCCCCCUGCCAUGGCCGGUGGAGGCCGGGGUGUGCACGUGUGCCCCACGUGUGAGCACGCCCCUCUGUCCUGAUGCCUGGGCCCGCACACCCGUGCAUUCAUGCACGUAUAGGUGUGUGGACCCGCACACACUUCCCCAUGCUGCACCCACACGUGCGCGUUCAUGCACAUACAUGUGUGUGCACCCACCGACACGUGCACCAAUGCAGGCGUGCAACGACACUACCCGGCUGUGGCUCUUGCCAUGCAGCCCUGGCCACCCCAGGGAUUUCCUCCGCCCGGUGGGGACCCGGGAUCCUCUGCUGUCGGGGCGCUGGGGCUCUUCGAAGGAGAGCGGGCCGAGCCCCUGGGCGCCCCGCUGCUCCUGGCCUUGCACAGACCCCCCACCCCAGCCCUGUAGGUGCCUCCCACAGGGCGCAGGGGCAGUUUGGCCUCAACUCCCCCCCACCUCCGGUGGCAGCAAUAAAUCCAUUUUGCAG
Molecule: messenger RNA, 1268 nt
Organism: Rhea pennata
Lineage: Eukaryota; Metazoa; Chordata; Aves; Rheiformes; Rheidae
Product: cdc42 effector protein 2-like
Exons: 2
Coding region: 170-733 (187 amino acids)
Biological process (GO): positive regulation of pseudopodium assembly; positive regulation of actin filament polymerization; regulation of cell shape
Cellular component (GO): cytoplasm; membrane
Molecular function (GO): small GTPase binding
Source: RefSeq, a predicted model, not a curated record